CAGUAGUGCAUUUUCUACAUUUUGAAUCAUUUGACGCGGGAACGGUGCGACGACUUGGCCAUGGUGCAGACGCUGGUGCUGCGCGCGACGCAGGACGGCGUCAUCUGGCCGCGCCGGCCCUUGGUCAGCAGUAAAGGACUGCUCUCAUGCGUGCAAAAUCUGUCGCUGAGCUCGUACGACAAGCGACCUACGACUUUCCGAGCUGUGGCCUUCAACGUGUCGGGUGAGCUGUUGGCGGCCACGGACGAGCGCGGCCACAUCUUCGUCUUCUUCGUGACGACCAACCGCUACUCGCUGGUGCAGCACUUGGGCAUACCCACCAUCAGCUGCUGCUUCAGUCCCAAGCGUAAGACGGAGCUUCUCGUGACCUGCGAGGACGAGACCGUGCGAUGCAUCGACGUUCAGUCACAGACGCUCAUCAGCACGCUCAGAGGCCACCGGCUGCCGGCCCGGUGCGCAUCCUUCCAGAAAUCAGGUCAAUUGGCACUCACAGCCUCGCAGGACGCGGUGAUUCUGUGGGAUACGAAGGAUUGGUCGAGAUAUCGGGUGCUCAAUGCUGGGCCGGGGGUGGAGGCGGCCAUGUUUGUGGCAAAAGGUGACCUCGUGGCCGUGUGCUUCCAAGAUGACACGAUCAUGAUGUGGGAGCUCGAGUCGCUUGCGUUGAGAUACCGAUUCUCACUGCCUGAGAAGGAGCAGUCGCCGGGACUGCAGAAGAUCGCGGUCUCGGAUGACCAUCAAGUGCUGGUGGCCAGUGGGCGAGCGCCGUUCAUUUAUGUGUGGGAGUUUGAGUCGCAGACGAUAAUUCGGAUCAUUGAACUCCCACCGCCGAUCAAUCAAGUCGUCAGUGUGAGUACAGCUAAGGUUGGAUUUUGAUUUACGCUGUAAUGACUGGAAUAUGUUAUUACAGCACGCAUUCCUUCCUGGACACAACACUAUGCUCAGCAUCUUAGCCGAUGAUGGAGGCGUUUUCUUCCUCGACGUUGCUGCGAAGAACCCUCAGAUUAAACUGGAAAUUUCCAACCGAGGCCGUAUUAUUACCGCAUUUGAUAUCGAGUACCAUGCGCGCUAUCUUGCAGCGUCCACAAGCGAUGGCUUCCUGCUAUUGUACGAUAUGGAAAUUACUAGGGAAACGGCAGCUCGUGCUCAAGAACGGCGGAGAAAAGAGGGAUUGGUUGAGCUAAGAGAGCACGCUCACUUACGGACGCGAUCUGGUUUGGAAGAUAUGGUAUUCUCUGGUAUCGAUCCAACUGCAGAUUCUAACGAAGUGGAGAUAAAUGCACCAGAACAAAGCCGUCCAGUUCCUUCAAAGCUGAUCGAUAGCUUGUUUGGAGCAAAAUACCCUAGACGCAGCGGUCGUUCUCCAAGGACUCGAGGUGAUACAGUAUUGGCAGGACCAACUGAAACAUCACGCUCGCGACCAGCAAGUGCCACACGAGCGCGUGUUCGGGCUACUGGAGGAUCAUUCAGUGUACCAAGCAAAAAAGUAAAGGACUAUGAGUCUCCAACGUUACGGGACAGAAUUCGGACUCGACGCAUGAGCCCACUAACGCGUCCUGUCGCCCAACUGACGCCUCAAGAAAUCGAGGUGAAUCGCAAGCGUCUCGUUGGCAGCUUGAAGGUCAAUGGCAUGUUCCCGAGGAAAUACCGUGUUCUCGUUUGGCGAUUUCUCCUUCGUCUACCCAAGAACGAAGAAGCUUUCCGAUCUUUGGUGGCGAAAGGCAAGCACCCGGUAUUCGUACGGUUAAAGGACCAGUAUCCACUACAAGAUGGCCGUCUCUUUCGUCGUCUCCACCGCAUUCUUUCGGCAAUUGUGUACUGGUGUCCAGCCUUCGGUGAAGUCAGUUAUCUGCCUGCUGUGGUGUAUCCAUUCGUCAAGAUUUUUCGGGAGAAUGAUCUGGCAGCUUUUGAAGCGAGUAUUAGUGUUCUACUCCAUUGGUGCGGUGACUUCCUCAUCAGUCUACCGUAUCCGCCGGUGUUUGCUAUGCGAGCAAUCGAAACCGAACUAGCUAGACGGGAUUCGCAGCUGCUUGAUCACUUUACUCGUUACCAAAUUACGUCCGAGGCGUUCGCUUGGAGUUUGCUCAAGACUAUUUUCACGGAAGUGCUCAGUGAAGACGAGUGGAUGUGUCUAUGGGACCAUCUCUUUGCAUUUUCGGACACUCCGCAACUGAUCUAUGUUGCUGUAUUGACGUAUCUAUCCUACUUUCGAUCAGCGCUCCUCGCUGCGUGCGAUAGAUUUUCGAUCGAACAGUUUUUCCACCAGCAGAACGCGAUUGACAUUCAAAAGUUUGUUCAACUCAUGAUGAACCUGCGCGAAAAGCUGGAUCUGAGCGAGUUUACGGCGAUUGAAGAUCCAGCAGCUACAGAUAACGCUGCUUCAAGCCAAGGACCAUAUUGGCCACUGCCGAGAGGACAGUACCCCGCGUUUGCGCACUAUCCACGAUUUGUUGUUGACUUCCAGAUCAGCGAACGCAAUCGAAUCGCAUUAGAGGAGGCAGAGCUGGCCCGUAAGCAAACGCUUUUUGAUCAGAUUGAACAAGAAUCGGCAAAGCUCAAGGCAGAACAUGAAAAGUGGAUGAAGGAGAGAAAAAUGGUCCUCAUGGCCGAAGAACGCCGGCGGAAAGAAGCUAUCGCUGUUGAAAAGGAGAGGAUACUUCACCUCAAAACGCUCGACUACGAGACUCGGAAGCGAAGACUCCAACAUCUCAGCAAUAUGGAGAGAUCUGCCACUGAAUCGCUGGAAGAGGCAUCUAAAAUGCUUCAAACGGAGUAUCAGCGGAUGGAAAGCGUGCUUGCGAUGCAGAAAGAGCGUAUGGAGUUCGAGAUUUCCUCUCGUAAGCAAGAAGAAGACUUGCAGCGAGUCGAAGUUGAGACACACGACCGCGUGCGAGGAAUCCACAAGCAGCGCGAAAUGGAAGAGAGAUUGUCACGUCUUCGCACCGAGUUCGAGACUCGAUUGAAACAGCAAGAGGUACAAUAUAUGCUGAAAUUUGAGAGCUGGAAGAGGGAGGACGAAGAGCAGACACGCAAAGCUAAGAGUAAUCUACAUCGACAAGAGGAACGCGCGCUUUAUAACCAAGAACAGCGCGUCCGCCAGGAACUUGAACAAAAACUUUUGGAGCAACAAUAUGCAAAGGACCAAGAGCUGCUGGAACUGGAAACAGCGCGUCGUGCUCGUCGGAAGGAGCAGCAAGAGCAUGACGAAGUGGGUGACGAGAUCAACAUCAACGCAGAUGAACACCUUUCUGGAAGCCCCAGACGAGCUAAGACUCGUGUACAUGAGGAAGAGGACAGGGAUUCUAUACACCACGCAACGAAUUUUACUUGCCACGAGGCAGUGAGCGUAGAUAAACGACGAGGACGCAACAUCGCUCACCGAUCUCUCGAUGAAAGCGCAGUAUCUGACAGGGAGGAGACCCCUAGGCGACCUACUAGUGGCAGGAUCCUGAGUGAGCGAGAUGAAUCCCCUCCACGCACUCCAGACUACACGUUUUCCCAAUUUGCUUCUCGUGCACCCAUACAAGGUCCACUUAGUAGUGAUAGCAGCAUGAGUUUUGCCAGUGCUUCAAUGCGUAGAACAAUGGCGGAAAUGAGUUUAUUGGAGAAAGCGUUGGGAAACGUUAGCAGCAGCAGGAGCAGUAGUGACAGCGAUGGUGAAAAUGUUGAGGAGCAUUCACGGGAAGAGACUGCGCGGGUUGCCGGAUCUACUCGUAGUGGUCGAUCAAGACAAAAUGAGGAAGGCUAUUGGAUGCAAGAAGAAGAGAGAAGCCACGAUAUGGAUACGGCGAGAUUCAGUACCCCACAAAAACCUUCGCGUCAAGUUGUCCGCGAGUCUGCGCAGGCUGAAAAUGAAGCCAUUCACUCACCCGAUUCCACACGAGAUUUCUUGCACGAACACGUGCAUGAUGAAGAGGCCUUCACACCCCCAAAAAAUUGCAUUUUCUCGCAACCACAAGCUGUAGGGGUGUCCACACCGAUGGACUUCCGGAAGUUCUCGAUGGAGAGCGACGAAGCAAAGUCCAUUUCACCCGCUACGCUCGAUUUCUUGCAAGUCCAUGAAGAAGGUUUGUUUACCCCUCGACCUGCUCGAAACCUCUUGAAAGUGCUGGAUGAAGAUGUAUCUACACCGCAAGCACCCCAAAACGACUCGGUGAAGAGCGAAGAUGUGUCCACGCCUCAAGCUGCUUUUCGAGAAUAUACACAGACCCAGGAACGUGUAUACACUCCAGUUAGGACUGGUGAGCCUCAUACUCCCACGAAUGAUCAGCAUGCUGAGGAAGCCGUUUCACCUCCCAUCGAGCAUGAAAAUCCCGAAAGCGACAGCAAGGAGCACGUGAAAUCGACUGUGGUCGGUGCACUGCAGCCGCUGAUAGCCGAACCGAAAGAGGACUCGGAUAGCGAUAGCGAGGAGUACGUGAGCUCCAAUGUGAUGGAUGCUCUGCAGCGACCGAUUGCCGAGCUCGAGAAGAAGUUGGGAAUUCGGUUCGACGACUUCAGUGAUGAGGAGAAGGAGGACGAGAGUAUUGACGAAUCGCUCAAUGUUAGAUACGAGAGCGACGAGGAGGAUGAAACCAUCGAGGACGACCGCGCCAAGUUGUUGCAACGCGCCAAGCGGCUACUGGAGCUCUCGAGCUUCGAUACGGACAGCGACGACGACUUGUAAUUCCGGAUUAAUCGUAACUUUUUCCAAUUGCAAUACAUGAUGUGGCGCUCAUCGCCUCAGCAGGCUGCUGGGCUAAGUUUCGAUUGACAUCAGCUGUCGACUAGCAAAUCAAAAGACCCAAAAACUUCAACUGCGAUCCAACGACAUCAGCAAACAACCCAUUUAAUGCAAAAAUGGGACCAUCACUCAUACUUCAAUGCUCUUAUUCUAAAACUAUGAAAGCAUGGAGAAGACUUUUUCGACCGUGUUAACAAUAACAGUAAAACCGACCUGUG
Molecule: messenger RNA, 4938 nt
Organism: Phytophthora nicotianae INRA-310
Lineage: Eukaryota; Oomycota; Peronosporomycetes; Peronosporales; Peronosporaceae
Exons: 4
Coding region: 896-4663 (1255 amino acids)
Cellular component (GO): centrosome
Molecular function (GO): protein binding
Source: RefSeq, a predicted model, not a curated record